AUGAAGGCAGAAGAUAUAGAGGGAGAUGAAGAGACGUCUGUGACUGAUAUGAAGGCAGAAGAUAUAGUGGGAGAAGAAACGUGUGUUACUGAUAUGAAGGUAGAAGAUAUAGAGGGAAAAGAGACGUAUAUGAUUGAUAUGAAGGCAGAGUAUAUAGAGGGAGAAGAAGAGACGUAUAUGACUGAUAUGAAGGCAGAAGAUAUAGAGGGAGAAGAAGAGACAAAAGAGUCACAUAUUCUCCUUGCUGCAUCACUACAGAAGUCUCUUCCCCUACACCCUCCUCUGUCAGUACAGACUAAUGAGGGAAAUGUAUCUGCUCAAUGUGGGAGUCAGGGGAAAUGUUUUCUGUAUAAAUCAGAACUUGUUAUACAUCAGAGAAGUCACACAGGUGAGAAACCAUUUCCAUGUUCUGAGUGUGGGAAAUGUUUUAUAGUCAAAUCACAUCUUGUUGCACAUCAGAGAAGGCACACAGGUGAUAAACCAUUUCCAUGUUCUGAGUGUGGGAAAUGUUUUCUGUAUAAAUCAGAACUUGUUAUACAUCAGAGAAGGCACACAGGUGAGAAACCAUUUCCAUGCUCUGAGUGUGGGAAAAGCUUUGCACUCAAGUUACAUCUUGUUAGACAUCAAAGAAGUCACACAGGUGAGAAACCAUUUCCAUGCUCUGAGUGUGGGAAAAGCUUUGCACUCAAGUUACAUCUUGUUAUACAUCAGAGAAUUCACACAGGUGAGAACCCAUUUCCAUGUUCUGAGUGUGAGAAAUGUUUUCCACUCAAAUUACAGCUUACUAGACAUCAGAGAAGUCACACAAGUGAGAAUACAUUUCCAUGCUCUGAGUGUGGGAAAUGUUUUCGGUGUAAUUCAGAACUUGUUAUACAUCAGAGACGUCACACAGGUGAGAAACCAUUUCCAUGCUCUGAGUGUGGGAAAUGUUUUCUGUGUAAAUCAGAACUUGUUAUACAUCAGAGACGUCACACAGGUGAGAAACCAUUUCCAUGCUCUGAGUGUGGGAAACGUUUUGCACGCAAAUCACAGCUUGCUAGACAUCAGAGAAGUCACACAGGUGAGAAUACAUUUCCAUGCUCUGAGUGUGGGAAAUGUUUUCUGUAUAAAUCAGAACUUGUUAUACAUCAGAGAAGUCACACAGGUGAGAAACCAUUUCCAUGCUCUGAGUGUGGGAAAUGUUUUCUGUGUAAAUCAGAACUUGUUAUACAUGAGAGACGUCACACAGGUGAGAAACCAUUUCCAUGCUCUGAGUGUGGGAAAAGUUUUGCAUGCAAAUCACAUCUUACUAGACAUCAGAGACGUCACACAGGUGAGAAUACAUGCUCUGAGUGUGGGAAAUGUUUUCUGAGUAAAUCAGAACUUGUUAUACAUCACAGAAGUCACACAGGUGAGAAACCAUUUCCAUGCUCUGAGUGUGGGAAAAGUUUUGCACGCAAAUCACAUCUUGCUAGACAUCAGAGAAGUCACACAGGUAAGAACACAUUUCCAUGCUCUGAAUGUGGGAAAUGUUUUCUGUGUACAUCAGAACUUGUUAUACAUCAGAGAAGUCACACAGGUGAGAAACCAUUUCCAUGCUCUGAGUGUGAGAAAAGUUUUGCACGCAAAUCACAGCUUGCUAGACAUCAGAGAAUUCACACAGGUGAGAAUACAUUUCCAUGCUCUGAGUGUGGGAAAUGUUUUCUGUGUGAAUCAGAACUUGUUAUACAUCAGAGAAGUCACACAGGUGAGAAACCAUUUCCAUGCUCUGAGUGUGGGAAAAGUUUUGCAGGCAAAGCGUAUCUAGCUAAACAUAAAAAAUUACACAGGAGUAAAGCAUUACUAUGAUCUGAUACACAACAGGGUUGUAGCAACACUUUAUUGUAUUGGACAGGUCCGGACUGCCCAUCUGUCACCUCUGGCAUAUUCCAGAAGUGCCAAUGGACUGUUGGUUUCAUCCAGUUCCACAGAGAUAUAGGAAGGCUGUGUGCAGCGCAGCCUCUGGCUCUCUGGUUUAGCCGCCCCUACUUCCCAAAGUGUCUACCCCACACCCACCCCAUAAAUAAUUACAUACAUUGUGCAUUAGGGAACACAUAUUGUUUUUUCUUACACAGAAUUACCCCUCCCUUUUAGCACCUCAGUGACAUCACAAUCUGAUUGAGCAGCUUGCCAUUAUGUGCAUUGUAUUUAGAGAGGCAUGGGUGGGUCAGCAUUAGGAUGGAUUGCUUACUCCAGAGUGCCUUUGGAGAAGUUAGGGGUGUCUCCAGGUAAGCUGGCUCUCAGAUACUGUAGGAGCCAUCAUGUGGCCUUACACUGGGCAUUCAGACCCAGACAUAUAUGUAAUUAUUUGUGGGGUGCAGUGGCCCCUAUGUCAGUAUGGCUGCAGUGAUCGCAAAAACGCGCUAUGGCGCGUUUUUUACCCGUUUUUGAAGACAUGGGACUCCAGUUUACAAAGUGGGAGGGUCCCCAGGGACGCGCUCCUCAAUAGCCAAUCCCUAAGGGGGAUUUGUUUUAACUGACACGCUAGCCUCGGGCUGAAUGAUAUAAAGAGGAGGUGGAGCCAGUUUCCCCUCCUCUUUGGCGCCUGGCUGCUUGCGGAGGCCGGGUGACUUGGUGUCGGUGAGUGAAUAGUGCGGCUG
Pseudophryne corroboree (corroboree frog) is the source of this 2618-nucleotide messenger RNA. RefSeq names its product oocyte zinc finger protein XlCOF22-like. NCBI's taxonomy places the organism in Eukaryota, Metazoa, Chordata, Amphibia, Anura, Myobatrachidae. The record is from RefSeq and is a predicted model, not a curated record. The transcript has 3 exons. The coding region runs from base 1 to 1827 and encodes 608 amino acids.